AUGGCAGUCGAGUUCGAUGCUUUCGAGGUACCUGGUGCCAGGGACUACUAUGGUCACGCCCUGCCUUACGGCUUGCAGGCGAGGCAGAAUGAUGGAAACUGUAGUGCUCCAACAGUCGCCGAGUCUGCGGCAGCGCUCCGCGCCCUAGCGGAGUCGGGAAAGCUUCAAGAUCUUCUGGACCAACAUGGAGCUGUACUGAUUCGUGGGGUCGGCCAUCCCUCUGCGGAGACGUUUUCUCAACUUGUAGGUGCAGCCGAGCAGGCGCGAGGCUCACGCCCUCAUGUGCAAAUUGGUUUGGCUGGGAAAAGAACACCGCUUGCCGACAAUGUCUGGACCGCGAACGAAGGCUCUCCUAGCACUCGAUUCUACCAACACAACGAGUAUUCUAGGUACACCAGGUUUCCUUCGAAUAUCCACUUUUACUGUGUGAAAAAGGCAAAGAAAGGCGGCGCAACUCCUAUCGCGAAUAGCGCGUAUGUAUUCGAGAAGGUCCAAGCCCGGAUUCCCGCGCUGGUGGAAGAGAUUCGCAAGCGGGGCUUGGGUAUGAAGAUGGUAUUCCGUGCUCCAGGGGAUGAGGCCAAGGUGAACCAGUUCAACUGGGCUGGCAAGCACAGUUUCGGACAAGAGCUCUUGCCAGGCGAUGACGAGGCGACGAAGAGACAGAAGGUCGAGAAGCAAGUUAGAAAACUGACAUCAGACUUCAAGUGGAACGACGAUGGGAGCCUUGAGUUGACGCAGCACAUCCCUGGAAUUCGGAGACUACCGACUAGUGGUAGACCUGUGUGGUUCAAUGGACUUGUUGGUCGACAUGGCAUCACUCGAGACAUUGGUGCCCUAGAUCCUCCACAUAUCGGCCGUGACGGCAUGACGUAUCUUCCAUGUGUCUAUGGAGACGAUGAGCCGAUUCCGCGCGAGCUACUCAACAAGCUUAUUGAAGUGAUUGAUGAGGAGGAAAUCAGUCUGGUUUUGGAAGAAGGUGACCUAUUGCUUGUGGACAACUUCCAAGUUUCUCAUGGACGAGAACCGUGGGAGGGAGACAGACAGAUAUUGGUUUCCAUGUGGGACGCUACGACGCCAAUCGGUGUGUUUUGA
This is a messenger RNA of Colletotrichum spaethianum, 1092 nucleotides long. Its product is annotated as clavaminate synthase-like protein At3g21360. The record is from RefSeq and is a predicted model, not a curated record. Bases 1 to 1092 code for a protein of 363 amino acids. The transcript has 5 exons. Gene Ontology annotation, molecular function: oxidoreductase activity. NCBI's taxonomy places the organism in Eukaryota, Fungi, Ascomycota, Sordariomycetes, Glomerellales, Glomerellaceae.